Molecule: messenger RNA, 332 nt
Organism: Medioppia subpectinata
Lineage: Eukaryota; Metazoa; Arthropoda; Arachnida; Sarcoptiformes; Oppiidae
Source: the annotation of a GenBank genome assembly
CAUUUGUUGUCAACUCAUUUGAAGUAUAAAUUCAUUCAUUCAUUGAUUUGUUAUAAGAAUCAGUAAAUCAUUGAUUAAUUGAGCGAUAAUUGAAUAGUAAGACAACAAUCAAAGAGAUGGCCAAAAGACAAACGCCGAGUGACUUCUUGAAGCAAAUCAUUGGCCGACCGGUUGUCGUGAAACUCAAUUCUGGCGUCGAUUACAGAGGAGUGUUGGCGUGUUUGGACGGCUAUAUGAACAUAGCGUUGGAACAGACGGAAGAGUACGUCAACGGACAGCUCAAGAAUAAAUACGGCGACGCUUUCAUCCGCGGCAACAAUGGUUUGUCUUAA